Girardinichthys multiradiatus is the source of this 3605-nucleotide messenger RNA. It is a transcript of the gene wdr95, whose product is annotated as WD40 repeat domain 95. Bases 177 to 2798 code for a protein of 873 amino acids. The transcript is spliced from 28 exons. Gene Ontology annotation, molecular function: protein binding; calcium ion binding. NCBI's taxonomy places the organism in Eukaryota, Metazoa, Chordata, Actinopteri, Cyprinodontiformes, Goodeidae. The record is from RefSeq and is a predicted model, not a curated record.
AGGAAACCAAUGAAAACCUUCUUAACUCAAAGAGUGUGGCCUGUUAUCUGGUUAAGGGCUCUGCUGAGGCCGUUAGAGUUGCUUAUACUCUAUGUAAAGGUGAAGCCCUAAUAAUUUCUGCUGAUUUUCAUUAUCAAAGUGCAGUCAUUAAUUUCUUCUUUUAGCACUCCAACUUUAUGAACUGCCUGGUAAAUGAAAAGAUAUCAUUAGAUGAUCUCCAGAAACUGAAAUUAGCCUUUGAGGAAUCUGAUGUGAGUGGGACAGGAUACAUUGAUGUGAAGAAUUUUGGACAUAUACUGAAAAAGUGCUUGAAGGAGCCUGACAUGGGCAAUGCACAGAUUCACAGUUUGUUAAAAAAGAUUAAUUACUCAGAUCAAGGAAGGAUUUCGUGGGUGGAGUUUUCUACCUAUCUGCUCCAGCAGUACAAAGCAAAGGAGGAAACUGUGAGACGCAGCAAGCAGGUGGCCUUUAAUUUGCCAGCCACUGUGAGAGAUUGUGGUCAUGGCGUUACAAUAGUGAACAUCCACUCCACCCAUGAUGGCACCGUGUUAACUGUGAGAGAGGAUGGGCUCGUGUGUCAAUGGAGUUCUGAACUUAAACCUCAGAGGACCAAGCACAUGUUUAAGGUCCAUAGAAGGUCAAAGUGGGUAACUGAUUUCGCUCUGAUGUCAGAGUACAACAAGCUAAUGAUUGGAACAGGGGACGGAGAGAUUCAGUUCUAUGAACUCUCCUCUUUGGAGCCUUAUUGUCAGAUCAGUGCCUUGGGAACAAUACCUUUAACUUUAGACUACAGCUACACUGGUUCUGAUAACUGUUGUUUUCUAUAUGGAGACAUGGAGGGAUGUGUUACCAUCAUUUUACUGUCCACUGCUGAGGACACCCUCAGAUUAUGGAACAGAUUACCAAAGGCUGAAAAUGUGCCUAAUAUUGCCAUUAAAAAUGCUGUACUUUCUCAAAAAGUGACAUUUGUCAGAUGGAAGGUUCAUCAUGACUGGGUGACACAGGUAAAAUAUUUUCACAGUUUUCAGGCUGUUGCCUCAUCAUCAAAUGAAGAGACUUCUUCUCUUGUUUUAGGCUGUGUGCUUCCUUCAACACAUUCUGCACAGCAGCUCAAGGAGAUCAGAGAGGUGUGCUACGAGGGUAAAAACAGGAAGAUCCAACUAAGCUGGAUUCCACAGGCCCGCGCAUCUGGGGAUCAGACUGUCUUCUCUGUCUGCAAAGGUGUAAAGGCUUUUGACCUUUGUCAGAAGCACAGUUUGCUGGUGACUGGAGGAAUGGACAGACUAUUACGCCUGUGGAACCCACGUUUUUCAGAGAAACCCACUGCUAUUUUAAAAGGCCACUCUUCUCCCAUCAUCUCCCUUUGUAUCUCGUCAGAGGACAAUCAGAUCUUUUCUGUCUCCACAGACAGCACUGUGAAGAUUUGGCACAUUCAGGAUCAGUGUUGCCUAUUCACAGCCGACCCCAUAGUCAGCGGGAUUCAUGGCAAUGUAUCUGCAUGCUCCUAUUCCCCUGCCAUGAGAUCUCUGUACGUCGCAGCAGACUGCAUAGCGGUGCUCCCCUUGAUGUUAAGGUCAAAGCGUCACAGUCGUAUCACUAUUUCUCAUGAUGAAGCUGUAAUGUGCUGUGGUUAUAGCAAGGAAUUUCGGCAGGUCGUGAGCUGCAGCGAGGGGUCUGUUGUGAAAGUCUGGGAUUUUGAUACUGGGCGACAAGUUUUUGAGUUUACUGCAACACCAGAUCUGACCACCAUCACCUGCAUGACAUUUGACCUUAAGGGAAGAAGACUCAUCACAGGAGGAACAAAUGGAUGCUUAAAGGUAUGGAACUUCAACAGCGGACAGUGCCUAAAGACAUUAAAGAAAGAAGGUAAAUGCCAUCUGGUGUCUGACUGCAUCUUUCUUGAAGUUCAAGGAUUUUCUUAUGUGGUUGCUGUCGGAGGAGACCGGAGGAUUGAUAUUUAUUCAGAUGUUCCUGAAGACCUUUAUCAUGUCCAGAGACCCCAGCCUUCAUGGAAAGAUGAUUUGAAAAAUGGCCAUAAGGAGGGCAUUCUAUCUGUGGUGCAGUGUCUUCCCUCUCUCCUGGCCACUGGCAGCUACAAUGGAGAGAUCAUAGUGUGGAACGUAGCUUCUGGAUCUAUAAACUGCCGGUUUGUUGGACCUCUUGCAGCUAAAGAACAGAACACAGAAGGACUGGAUACAGGUGUUCCAAGCAUGGUUUUUAUCAAAAACUUAAAAGUGCUGCAGCUAUCUCCAACUACUGCUCUCUUGACGCCUGGAGUCAAAGGGUGGGUUAAUCUCUGGGAUGUGCUUGGUGGACGGAAGCUAGUGAGCAGCUUUAAAGUUUCAAAAUUUCAACAAAAGAUAACUAAGUUGUCCAUCGCUGACAAGACGACACUGCUGUACGCUGCUGACAGGAUUGGUUACAUCUAUAUUUACAACAUGGAGAUGUUUGACCCAGAGCAAAGUUCGCCUAGAGCUGAACAUUUCUGGCGUGCCCACACCGGCUCAAUUACCAGCUUACAGAUUGUUACCAGUGAUCAAGUGGUGCUUACCUCAUCCACUGACCGCACUGUGAGGCUGUGGAGUGCACAAGGAGAAUUCAUUGGGACAUUUGGCCAGCCUGAGAUGUGGAGUGUCCAGAUUCCCUCAUCCUGGACUCAUCCGGGUAUCCCCUAUGAGGUUCUGAUUGAUCCUCUCAGUAUGCCACAUCAUGAUAUUCUAAAGAGAAAAUCACAUCUCUCUAUAGCCAUCAGUUCUGACGUGACUGAGACUGAUAGAGGGGAACUAAAGACUCUGUGAUGAAAUUGACUGGAAUACUAACAUACCAUCAAACAACUUCACUCUGAAUGGCUUCAGGACCUUGGAGCAAAUGAAUGCCUGUGAACCAUCUAAACUCUCUCUGGUAUUGAUCCGUUCAUCUGCUACAUGGGAAAACUGGAAUUAACUGACAAAAAUUAAACAGUUUUGAUAAAAACUAAGAAAAUGGGUCAUUGCAAUGUUAUGAGUCAAAGUAUGUUAUGUAGUUUAAUACUACAGCCAGACACAUCCACCAAUUGAAAGGCUGGAGUUUUAGAACAAGUAUUUUCAGGAUGUGGUGGACUAAAGCUGUGACCUGGAGAAUUUCCUUUCCACAUUUGAAACACAUGUCCAGUUUAAGUUCAUUUUAGUGACCUUUUAAUAGGCAAUAGUUUAAUUGAAUUCAAUAUAAAUAACUGCACCGUUUCUGGUAAAGUUUGUGUGUAAUUUUCAUUUGGCUGGUGUGCUAAUUAAGAUGUAAUGUUGUAACACACUUCAGCUUCCUUCUAAAGUCUAAAAACAUGACUGUUGGGUUAAUUAGUUUCUCUAAAAUGGAGUUAUGAUGAAAAUUCAUAAUGAAAGACUCACCUUCACCGCCCACUCCUUCCAAUGACUCUUCUGUGCAUCUCCCUGCCAUCCAAUAAGCAUCCUGUCUGCAUGACUCUUCAUCCAAUCCCCUUCCGAUGCCUCGCUUUUAAAAACCUUCAGCCAUGUUCAUCCUCGCUUGUCAGCUGAGCUCAUCCCUCCUCCACUCCACCUCCACCAUCUUCCUUCACAUCUACUCCUGGCUUCCUCGCUCCCUGGCCACCA